This is a messenger RNA of Lathyrus sativus (Indian pea), 738 nucleotides long. The record is from the annotation of a GenBank genome assembly. NCBI's taxonomy places the organism in Eukaryota, Viridiplantae, Streptophyta, Magnoliopsida, Fabales, Fabaceae.
AUGUUUGCAAUGACUCAGUAUUGGCUCACUUGUUUUCCUUUCCCCAAAACUGUACUUCAAAGAAUAGAGUCGAUUUGUCGCAUUUUCCUCUGGAUAGGAGGGUUUGAAGGGAGUCGUAAAGCACCUGUAGCAUGGAAACAGAUUUGUAGCCCUCGUAGCCAUGGCGGUUUAAACGUCGUUGACCUUGAAGUUUGGAAUAAAGCAACUAUAUUGAAGCUGCUUUGGAAUGUUAGCGAAAAGGAAGAUUCGCUUUGGGUAAAGUGGGUACAAACGUAUGCUCAAUCUCAGGGAGGACUUUCAAAACAUGAGCGAUCAGGAAGAAUUCAAGACAGGGGGGUUUUCCGAAUGAGUAAUCUGUAUGCAAAAUUACAUGAUUGUGGUCAGCCGGUGGAGUGGAGGAAUUUGGUGUACGGUAACAACGCAAGACCGCGAGCUAAUUUCAUGUUGUGGCUUGCUUGUCAUGGGAGAUUAGCAACGAAAGAUAGAUUGCAUAACGUUUGGACUAAGAUCCUAAGAUGGGCUCAAAUUAAUCAUACCCCUGGAAAUUGGCAUAGCAAGCUGAAGUGGCUUAUUCAACAUACUAAAGGUAAAGGUGUCCGAGUUGCAGUCAUAAAAAUGGCGAUUUCUAAAACCAUCUAUGAGAUAUGGCAGGCUCGGAAUAAGAGUAUUUUUGGGAAAAAACCGGAGAUCACUAUUAUAGGAAGAAAAGUCAUAGAUACUUUGGUGUAUAAAGGGUGA